Messenger RNA from Sclerotinia borealis F-4128, 1863 nucleotides. Lineage: Eukaryota; Fungi; Ascomycota; Leotiomycetes; Helotiales; Sclerotiniaceae. The record is from the annotation of a GenBank genome assembly.
AUGCUUCGAUCGAAGCCUACCACAUGUCUGCUCUGUUCGUUUAGAGCAGCUCAAAAGCCGGCGACCCAGAAAUGGCCCAGCAGAGCUCUAUCUAUUACCAGGAAACCAAGACCAAAUCGUAUGAGUCUGGCGGGCGCAGGAAAAGUUAGUUCAUCGCCGAUGAGAGAGGGCCCCGCAAGAAGAAAACAAGAUGGACCUUUUGGAGGAAUGAAUAUGACAGAGGCGAAUAUCCGCGGAGUCCCAGAACGACCAUCUGCAGCACAAGAAUAUCGAUCAUCGAGACUCAGUCGAGGGGAUAAAGAGAAAGAUGAGAGGGAUGAUAAAAAGAAUAGAGGAUUCCAUGCAUUGAAGAUGCAGAGCGCUCUCGCGCCAGUUUCUUACACCAGGAGGACGAGUAUAAAGGAAAGGAUGAAGGAAGUGGAGAGUUUUGAGCAUUUCGCAUUGUUAAAAGGGGUGACGGAGGCAAUUUAUAAACAGGCUCUUCCAGAACUCGAGAGCCAUAUGCCGACGCCCGUACAGAAGAUUGCCAUUCCGGCGCUACUUGGGGAGCAACAGAGGAAGGGGAAGAAGAGUGAGGAGGAGUAUGAGCAAUUUCUGAUCGCUGCGGAAACUGGAUCGGGGAAAACGUUGUCAUAUUUAAUACCCACGAUAAAUGCCAUCAAAAUUGCAGAGGCAAAAGAUGCAGAGGUCGAGGCAUACGAGAAGCAGCUACAAGAGGAGAAAUUACGACAAAAUAACCUGACAUUAGUCUCGCCUCCAUUAUCGAAUAUGCCACAUCCCACCACGGGAAGGCCAAGAGCCAUCAUUCUUGUGCCGACCUCUGAAUUGGUAACCCAGGUCGGAAUACUCGUCAAGGCAUUUUCGCAUACGGUUAAAUUCAAGUCAGCAAUGAUUUCUGCUAAUUUUUCGGGGAAAGUCAUUCGUAACCGUCUCUUUUCUCCAUCUGGAAUCGAUAUACUUGUAUCUACACCCCACCUCCUCUCUUCGAUUGCAGACUCCGACCCAAAUAUUUUAUCUCGUGUUACACAUCUCAUAGUUGACGAAGCCGAUUCUCUUCUCGAUCGAGGAUUCUCGCCACUUACAUCAGCCAUCAUCGACCGCGCUACUCCAUCCCUCGAACAACUGGUUCUUUGCUCCGCAACCAUUCCCCGCUCCCUCGACUCAUUCCUUCGCAAGCGAUUCCCCUACAUAAAUCGUCUAGUCACACCAAAUCUCCACGCCAUUCCUCGACGUGUCCAACUCGGUGUCGUCGAUGUUGAACGUGAGCCAUAUCGCAACAACAAGAAUCUCGCUUGCGCAGAUACUAUCUGGUCCAUCGGUAAAGCAGCUGCUGAACACGAUGGUCCCGUCAAAGGAGAAAUGGAUGUCAAGCGCAUCCUAGUAUUCGUCAACGAGCGCGAGAAGACCCAGGAAGUAGCUGAUUAUCUCGUCUCCAAGGGUGUAGAUGCCAUCGCCCUGUCUCGCGAUACUCCCGAGCAACGUCAAAAUGAAAUGCUAGCAUCUUUUACCUCACCCUCUAAACUCAGUAUGGCAAAGCCAGGGUCUCAUCCUGGAUCUCUCUCGGACAAUCAAUCAAAUUACGUACCAUUUGGAGAGGUCGCCCCUCCACCGAAGAGACAAUUACCUAAUACCAAAGUACUGGUCACCACGGAUUUAGGAUCUAGAGGUAUUGAUACUGUGGCUGUGAGACACGUCAUCUUAUACGACGUGCCACAUUCGACCAUUGAUUUUAUCCAUAGAUUAGGCAGAACCGGACGGAUGGGAAGAAGAGGAAGAGGUAUAGUUCUGGUCGGAAAGGGAGAUAGAAGGGAUGUGGUUAAGGAAGUUAGGGAUGGUAUGUUCGAGGGUAAGGCGUUGAUCUAG